Molecule: messenger RNA, 675 nt
Organism: Schistosoma turkestanicum
Lineage: Eukaryota; Metazoa; Platyhelminthes; Trematoda; Strigeidida; Schistosomatidae
Source: the annotation of a GenBank genome assembly
AUGUUAUUGUCGAGUGAAUUUUGGAGAAGAUUGUUCAUCAUAUGUAACUGUAGUUUUGUGAUAUUUAGCAUAGUUGUGUUGGCAAUUAGCAUCGGUCCGCAGGUCACUCUGAAUGGACUCAGUGCAAUUUUAAAUAAUGCCAAACCAUUGGUCUUCCUGAUUGCUAGUAUUGCAGGAGGACUUGGUGUAUUGGCAUCAUGUGUUGGUGUUUGUGGAUACUUGAAACAACACAGAAUGAUCGUAUAUGUGAAUAUUUUUCUUUUGUGUUUGGUGACACUGAUGGAGAUCGGUGUAGCUGAGAACGUGGCUUCAACGGAAGACAAGUUCUUUGCGUUAGCUCGUGAAUCUCUGAAUGCAACUGUGAGAGAUUACUACAAGAAGAUUGAAUAUCAGAUGCAGUUUGACGUUUUACAAACGAAAUUCAAUUGUUGUGGAGCUAAUUCCCUUAUGGACUUCCAACAAAAAGUAGUACAUAGAAAAAUCCCUCAAUCGUGUGAUUAUAUAAAUCUGAUUUAUCAGAAAGGAUGUAUAACAGUGUUAAACGACUUUGUACGAAGUUGCCUAAAAAGAUUAAUGUAUCUGUGUUUCAUCUUCGGUUUUAUUCAAGUUAUCUACCUAAUUUCGUCAAUCAUGAGAAAUCGUAAAUUUGAAUAUGGCAAUAUUGUAUUAGCCUAA